UUCAGAUAAACAGAGGAAAUAAACAUGGGUACAGCAACGUGAAUCCGUGGAAAUAAACCGCACAGUAACAUUGCACUGAGAGCACAGAUACAAACUGGUGACAUUUAUUUACAACGCAUAUAUUUAUAUAUUAAAGCAGAUCUAUAAUUUAGCUAUUAACGUUUGUGAGUCUUACUGACUGACUGACCAUGGCAGAGAAGACCAGCCGGCUCAGCUUCCCCGGGAGCGGUGCACUGAACAGACCUGUCCCGAUGAACCUGUUCGCUACCUGGGAAAUCGACGGCUCGUCUCCAAGCUGCAUACCCAGGCUCUGCAGUCUGACGCUGAAGAAGCUUGUGGUAAUGAAGGAGCUGGAUAAGGAGCUCAUCUCAGUGGUCAUCGCUGUCAAAAUCCAGGGCUCCAAGAGGAUCCUGAGGUCUCAUGAGAUCGUGCUGCCCCCUAGUGGACUGGUGGAGACAGACCUGGCUCUCACGUUUUCACUGCAGUACCCUCACUUCCUGAAGAGGGAAGGCAAUAAGCUUCAGAUCAUGCUGCAGAGGAGGAAGAGAUACAAGAACAGGACCAUCCUGGGGUACAAGACGCUGGCUGUGGGCUCCAUCAACAUGGCUGAGGUGCUACAGCACCCCACUGAGGGGGGCCAGGUCCUCUCACUCUGCAACAACAUGAAGGACACGGCCACCAAGGUGGCUGAGAUCUGGAUCUUCUCCCUGUCCAGCCAGCCCAUCGAUCACGAGGAUGGGGCCAUCCAGGGGGAGCAGAAAGCCAAGUCCACAGAUAAUUACUCUGAAGAGGAGUACGAGAGCUUCUCCUCGGAGCAGGAAGCCAGUGAUGACGCGGCCCAGGGUCAGCAACAAAACUUCAAGCAGAAGGUUGUGGCCUUGCUGAAGAGGUUCCGAGUUUCAGAAGAGGUGCUGGACUCGGAGCAGGACCCAGCAGAGCAGGUCCCGGAGGUGGAGGAGGACCUGGACCUGGACAGUCUGGACAUCGAGAACCCGAGCGACAGCGGACCGGAGCUGGACGAUGACGACAGUGUGCUGAGCACGCCCAAACCCAAACUCAAGCCUUAUUUCGAGGGUAUGUCCCACUCCAGCUCCCAGACUGAGGUCGGCAGCAUCUACAGCAUCCGGAGCCAACGCGAGCCCCCUAGCCCGAUGGAAUCGCCCGACAAGUUGAAAAGCUCAGGAAGCAAGUUCCAAGUGGACGAUGUAUCUGACACAGUCUCCUUCGAGCAGCCCGAGGCCAUUACACCCACGACAGAGCUGGAGCGAAACAACAUGGAUACCUUCCUUGAGAAACUGCCUCCCAGUGGGAAAAUCACCAAGACAGAGUCCUUCAUCAUCCCCUCCAACAGACCGGAUUCGAAGCUGACGGGCCGGCGAGGCAGGAGCACCUCCCUCAAGGAGAGGCAGCCAGUCAGACAGCAGAAUGAAAGAGCAAACAGCCUGGACAACGAGCGCUCCCCCGAGACCAGGUGUCACAUGCAGAUCCCAAGGAAAACUGUGUACGACCAGCUUAACCACAUCCUCAUCUCAGACGACCAGCUCCCUGAGAGCAUCCUCCUGAUCAACACCUCCGACUGGCAGGGGCAGUACCUAUCGGAGGUUUUGCAGAAUCACCAGCUGCCCAUGGUUUGCACCUGCUCCAACGCAGACAUCCAGGCUGCGUUCAACACCAUCGUUUCACGCAUCCAGAGAUUCUGUAACUGUAACUCUCAGACGCCGAUACCCAUUAAGAUCGCUGUGGCCGGGGCUCAGAGUUACCUGAGCGCUGUCCUGCGCCUCUUUGUGGAUCACCUGUCUCACAAGACCCCUAACUGGCUGGGCUAUAUGAGGUUCCUCGUCAUUCCACUGGGCUCUCACCCCCUCUCCAAGUACCUGGGUACCAUCGACUAUCACUACAGCAACCUGUUCCAGGACACAGCCUGGAGAGACUUGUUCCAUAAACAGGAGGCGCCUGUCUUAGUUCCUGAGUGCCCUGACCUGGUUUCUAGGAUCACACAGUAUAUGGUGCGAGCGAAUGGAGCGCACCAGCUUCCCAUUGCAGAGGCCAUGCUGACCUACAAGCAGAAGAGCCUUGAUGAAGAUUCCUGUCAGAAGUUUAUCCCGUUUAUUGGCGUGGUGAAUGUGGGGAUUGUGGAGCACUCAUCUGCAAUGUCAGGUGACUUGGACGAUGCAGCCCCAGUGGGGUCUAUGCUGCUCUCCUCCACCCCCCCUCAGGUGUCUCCUGUGCUGAAGGAGGCCUUGCCCACACCACCCUCCUCUCCCUCCGUCACCACUGGCUUAUACUCCUACAGUACCCCAGGCGGUGGCCAGGGGGAGCUCAUGGGUCUGCAGGUGGAUUACUGGGUGUCGGUGCAGGGAGGUGAGAAGAAGAGGGACAUGGAGAAGAAGGACUCCUCCUCCAAGAACUCGCUGAAGUGCACCUUCCUGUCGCUGCAGGUCAGCCGCCUGCCCCUCUCGGGGGGCGAUGCCUCCCCCCAGUCCACCAUGAACAUGACCGUCGUCACCAAGGAGAAGAACAAGAAGGUGAUAUUUCUGCCAAAGAAAACAAAGGACAAAGAAGUAGAGUCCAAGAGCCAGGUCAUUGAGGGCAUCAGCAGACUGAUCUGCACUGCGAAGCACCAACAGACCAUGCUGCGGGUGCUGAUAGACGGAGUUGAAUGGAACGAUGUCAAGUUUUUCCAGCUGGCAGCUCAGUGGUCAUCCCAUGUCAAACACUUCCCCAUCGGCAUCUUCGGACACUCCAAAGCCUCCUACUAACUGAGGGGGAACCCCCACCCCUCCUGUAGCUACUCUCAGCUGUGUGCCAAGAUUCAUCCCUCCCUCACCUCCCCCUCUCCCUCUCUCCCUCCUUCCUGACCAAUGGCCCACCUCACCCCCGGCCUACUUAGCUGCGUUUCUGAUUUACUUUUUAAAAUUUUAAGGAAAUGGGGCUGUCAAAAUUUCAAAUUGACUUUUUAUAUACAUUUGAAAACCUAAUGAAAUAAAUAAUUUUAAACCAUUGACUAAAAAAACAACUCCCUAACAGUAUCAAAAGUAGGACCCAUGUAAACAUACUGUUUCAUCUGAAUAGUGCAAUAACUUGUAAAUACAGCGAAACCUGAACUAACCACUGGUCACCAAGGGGCAUCUGUGGUUGCUGUGGCUGCUUAUUCCAUGUACCACUAGUUCAGUUUUCACCUGCUCAGUAGGAGCAGCUGAUCCCUUACUUUGGAAGGCCGUAAAGAUCGUUUACUGCAUGAAAAUGGAUACAAUGACAAUGCAUAAAAAGGGAUGCAUUAUGAUAAACAGGGUUAUUUAACUCUAGGGUGGAAGGAUGUUUAUUUUAUAUUAAUUCUGAGUUUAUUUAUUAUGCCAGGUCUGGUUGUUGUCUAAAGUUCUCCCUUUCUCAUCCUUUGCCAUGAGAAUCACAGUGAACAGCAGCCGGUCGAGCCGUGUGGUCCUGCAAGGGCUACUCCCCUGCCACUUUAUAGGUGGAGAGUAACCAUUGGUCUGCUCUUUUUAAUUGGUUCAGUUUAAUAAUUAACCCUUUGCAGUCUAUUUAUUCAAGCACUGAAUAAAUGGACUGCACGCACUGUUUAUUU
This is a messenger RNA of Polyodon spathula (Mississippi paddlefish), 3583 nucleotides long. RefSeq names its product phosphofurin acidic cluster sorting protein 2-like. Gene Ontology annotation, molecular function: transmembrane transporter binding. Bases 189 to 2759 code for a protein of 856 amino acids. The transcript has 23 exons. The record is from RefSeq and is a predicted model, not a curated record. Gene Ontology annotation, biological process: protein localization to plasma membrane. Lineage: Eukaryota; Metazoa; Chordata; Actinopteri; Acipenseriformes; Polyodontidae.